CUGUUUGCAGAAAGCAUGCCACAAAUUCAUAACAGCGUCGGCAACCCGAAAUGACAGCUGCUUGCUUGCUGCGACUGCGUGCACUGCAGCGAUUCGCUUCUGAAAAGCGAAACACAAGCAAAAGUAAUCUCAGGCAAAGCUCUUAACAUGGCCAGGCAAUGGGUGGAGCAGCGCCCCGCAGCACGCCCCCAGCCUGCACCUGUUUUUUAGUAGCCACGGCCUGCCAGGGACGCCCAGCCAGUCCCGAUGCAGUCUCCCGCGCUAGCGCCGUCACGUGGCGCAGACAUCGCCAUGUCCUGCGGCUCCUUAGCCCAUACAACCUGCCCUUCAUUCUGCAUGCGGGUACCAGCGCCCAGCGCCCCGCCCCGCCCCAGCCCAGCCACCCAAGCCACGGCCCCAACCCCGCCCGGCCCGGAUCCGUAUCCCCAUCGGCGUCGUCACUCGGCCCGCGCUCCGCCGUGUGCCUCUGUGCCGCCGCACGGGCUGGUGGUCACAGUGCCGGAGCCGCUGCCGUCGGCGGCGGCGCUGCCCGAUGAGCCGCCGCUGCGCUCCGAGCUCAUUGACCUGACGCGGGCCGUACAGCGCUGCCGGACCUGGCAGCAGCUGAGGCGACUGUACUGGCGUGUGCGCACGCGCCAGGGCCCCAUGAACAUGGUCGGCUUCUUCACACGGCUGGCGGCGCUGGUGGGGCCGGGCCUGCCGCAGCUGCUGGGAGAGGAGGGGGAGGAGGAGGCGAUAAUGGUGACAGCGGAGGGACCAGGGCAGGAACUUAGAGUUCCAGGGCAAGAGGCAGAGGACGGGGCAGCGGCGGGCAGGGAGGCCGGAGCUGGGAAAGCGCAGCGGAGCCGUAGCCGGGGGCCUGAGGGCAGCCCGCGGGGCCAGCAGGGGCCGCCGGUGCCCUCGGGGCCCCUGCAGAGCCACGCGGAGCGCGCGGCGCUGCGGCAGCUGGUGGUGCGCAUGAUGUACGACGCAUGCAGCUUCACGCGGGAGCACGCCGCGGCCGACCUGCUGGACGUCAUGCGGCGCAACCCGCUGCCGCCCUGGAACAUGCCCGCCUUCGCCGCCUACACGCAGCAGCAGGUGGCGGCGCUGCAGGCCGCACACCAGCGCGGCGGCGCCGGACUGGGCACACGGGCUGGUGCGGGCGUGGGCGUGGGUGCAGGUGGGGGUGCUGCUGCGGGGCGACAGGUCAGCUUCUUGGAGUGGCUGCGGGAGCACCCGGAGAUGUGGGAGCACCCGUACGAAGCCAUACUCGACGAGCACGUGCACCACUGGCGCGCCUCGCCCGGGGCCGGUGCUGGCACCACUGGUGCUGACGGUGCCGACAGCGCAUACGGCAGCGGUCGCAGCCGCAGCAGUAGCGGCCGUAGCGGCGCCGGCGGGACGCGGUCGCGGCAGGCGCCGGUGUGCUACGGCCCACACGAGCUGUCGGCGCUGGUGUGGGCGGCGGCGCGGCUGCGGCUGCCGGGCGCGGUGGCGGCGGAGCACCUGACCUGGCUGCUGGACGACCUACUGAGCGCCAGCUUCGGGGUCAUGCCCGACUUCGAUGGUCGGCAGCUGUCGCAGUUGGCCUACUCGCUGUCGCAGCUCGGCCCCCUCGCGGUGCCGCCGCCGCCCUGGCGCCGGGCCUUCCUGGCAGCCAGCCGCCGCCGGCUCUUCCAGAUGGACGCACAGUCCCUGGCCAACCUGUCACACGCCCUGGAGCCGCUGCGCCUCAGCCCCGACCCGCCCUGGCUGCGAGACCUGCUGGCCGCCACCGGCGCGGCCAUGAGCAUCACCGGGCCCGGGCAGGGACUCCGGGGGCAGGGGCAGGGACACGGGGGGCAGGGACAGGAGCAGGGGCAGCAGCGAUGGGGUCCAGCGCAGCGCCCCGGCACGCUGCGGCCGGCGCCGCCUGAGCUGACGCAGCUGGCGUGGGCUUUGUUCUCCCUGCGCCGGAGGCUGCACCGGCCGAGGGACUGGGCAGAUGAGCUGCUGGCGCUGUCAGACACGGUGUUGCGGGCAGGUGCGCCACUCGCGCCGCCACCGCCGCCAUCAGCGACAGAGGGCGCAGCCGGCCGGGCUCCUUGGAGGCAGUCCUCAGGAGCUGGCGGAAGCACUACCAGUGCUUCCACCACCAGCAGCGCAAGCACGGUAAGCAAUGGCAGCGGCAGCAGCAGUGCGGCAGCCGACGGCGGCCACAACCCUUAUGCGCCACUGGGCGCUGUGGAACUGAUUGAGCGGCUACAGCCGAUGCUGGCGCCUGCGGGUGCUGUGCUACAGCCGUGGCAGCUGCAGGAGUUGCGGCGGGAGAUGGAGGCGGCGUGCCUCAGGCCAUGGCCGCGGCUGCCCCCGCCACCGCCACCACCACGACGCUGGGCGAGUGCCCCUGCUGCCCUUGACGAGGCGCCCUUGGACUCCGAUGUUGCCGACCCUGGCAGCUCGGGUGCCUGGCAGAAUGUAGAGCUGGAAUCUGGGGCUGGUGAAGACGGCGCCUGGAUCGACGGCAGUGAUGCGCAGGCACUGGUGCGGUUGCUACAGGCGCAGAGCGAGCCGCGCAAUGUGCUGGCGCUGUGGCUGCUGCAGCAGCAGCCCGCGGUGGUGCUGCUACUGCGCCGCUCUGUAGGCACGGCUGCAGCUACAGCCCCUGGCGCCGGGCCGGGCAGCGAGCCUGGGCCUGACUCGGAGCCGGCUUGGCUGCUGGCGGCGGCGGCUGACGACUCGGACACGGAUGCGCUUGACGUGCCUGGCGGGCUUGGACGAGGUGGUGUGUCUGGUGGAGUGCGGGCGGUUGCGAGUGGGAUGGUGAGCGCAGCCGCACAGGAGCAGGCUUGGACACUGGACCACCACUCGGGCGACGUGACGGGCCGUGACGCGGAGGUGUGGGCAAGUGUGCUGCGCGGCUACAGCCAGCAGCAGCAGCAACAGCAGCAGGUCCAGCAAAACCCAAAGCAGCAACAGCGGCGGCAGCAGCGGCUGCUGGACCGGCUGCAUGUGGGCUGCUGGCCAGGGCCGGAGUGGCUGGAGGCGCUGGCGUCCGCGUCGGCCGCCCAGCUGCGCAGGUACAACUUCCGCGCCCAGUCCCUGGGUAUAAUCUUGUGGGCGCUUGCGGACCUCGGCUACAGCCCCCAGCCGGGCUGGUUGCAGCCGUGGCUGCGCCGCGCGGCGGAGCUGGAGCAGGAUUUCCGAGCACAGAACCUGGUGAGCCUGCUGAGGGCGCUGGCCAACUGGCGCGAGCUGCCCGAUGGCGUUGCCUCAGCCGCCCUGCGCCGCUGCGCGCUGCGGCUGUUGCCGUCCAUGCCGCCGCGGGAGCUGCAGCUGACGGCGUUGGCCCUAGCCCACCUGGCAGAGGUGCCGGCAUCACCGCCGCUGCCGGGCGCCAGCUCCGCGCCGCCACCCUCCUUGUUCGAUGCUCGGAAUGCGGAGCCCGACCGAGGCACUGGCGCUGGCGGUGACGGCGGCCGUGUGGCGGGGCGAGGCGGCCAGGCGCAUGGUCGAGGCGACCGCAGCGGCCGUGUUAGUCGCAAUGGUCGUGGCGAGGAGCAGUCGGGCCCGGGGCUGUUUGUGACGGCCGAGGAGGCUGGGGCGCGGCAGCUGCAGGCCUCAUCCCCGUUGGGCAACAGUGCUGCGGGAGCAGCCACAGCUGCUGCUGUCAGUGCGGGCGGCGGUGGUUCUGGCAGUGGUUUGCAGCCGCAUCGGGUCCUGGAGCGGGAGGUCGGCAGGCUGAUGUUGGCGCGGGCUGUGCAGGUGUCACCUGCAUACCGCCCACACCACCUUGCAAGUCUGCUGCGCACCCUGCUGGCGCUGCGGCUGCACCUGGCGCCGCCACCGCAGCAGCCGCGCUCCAGCCCCGCUUCUGGCGGCUCUGGGCGGAAUCCCGGCCCCGACCCCAGGCCAGGGCCGGCGCGGUCGGCUGCAGCGAUCAGGUCUGAUGUCGAGGCGGCAGGAGCCGACGGGCGGCAGGGCGGCCCGGGACCGCUGGACGCAGCGGCGCUUCAGGCGCUGCUGCUUGCGUCGGUUCCAGCUCUGGAGGAGCUGCAGCGCAGCUGCAACGGCGGCAGCGCAAGCUAUGGCUUAGGCGCCGACGCGGGUAGGCCGCGGCCGCAGCCGACGCAAGGAUGGCGGGCCACGCGGCGGUCAGAACUGAAAGAGCUGGGUGCAGCGGCGCUGGAUGCAGCUCGGGCGGUGGUCGCUGCGACAACACCUGUUGCGGAGAAGCGCGGGAGCAGCGAGCGCGAUGGCGACAAUGCAGGGGGUGUCGCGAGUGAAAAGGACGGAAGCGCGGGCGGGGAGCUCGCAGACCCGGAGGCGGUGGCCGCCGCUCUGCUGCCGGUGCGUUGGUGGCGGGCGUACAUGGCUGCGCUACGAGCCCUGGAACAGUCCGCAGCCGGGUGAGCGUCAAGGUGUUGUGUGAUGCGCAUACAUGCAUACAUGCGACACCGCAGUCGAAAGGCCGCGGGGCCGUCUGCAGCUGCCGUUUCGUCUUUACCGGAAGUUGUUGGCCUCCAGGGCGACGCCGCGACAGAGAAAGAACAUGUUAACAACUUACUAACAUUUCUGUGUUUACAUGGUAUCAAGCCAUGUGAGAGGACAGUGUAAAAUUUUAUUGGGAGUUUCAGCGCCUAACGGUUUUGGGUCGCUCAAGUCACGAUUGCCGCCUGCAAGUCUGGAGGCACUUAAAUGAUGCAGAGGGUACUCCACAUAUGUUUAACGGCGCCAUGCUGCAUGUUGCGCUGCGAGGAACCUUGGAGGCGGGGGAAGCGGGGCGCUAUGCGAUUUCUGUCACAGUAGCUUCGCUCGAGGGUCGCUCGGUCUACGAGAUGCAUUGCAAGAAUGCGACGACAUUGUAGGGUCGUGGACGUCGACAGGCAUUGAGUACUUUCAGGUGCAUACGGUAGUGUAACGUGAGAUUACCGCAGGGUGCCCUUUUCCUCAACACCUCGACGUAAGCGUGUAUCAUUCGGGAUGCUUUUGCGGGUCUCUUUGUGUAUGUAGAGAAAGCAUUUUUGUGGGUGCAAAACGAAGGCAUGCUGAUCGUGGCUGUGGCUGCGCUGGGCGUCUUUCGAAAUUCU
Molecule: messenger RNA, 5051 nt
Organism: Chlamydomonas reinhardtii
Lineage: Eukaryota; Viridiplantae; Chlorophyta; Chlorophyceae; Chlamydomonadales; Chlamydomonadaceae
Exons: 10
Coding region: 247-4374 (1375 amino acids)
Source: RefSeq, a predicted model, not a curated record